CUCUCCUAUUGGUUGACUCGUCCGGGAGGCGGAGCUAACUAGCAAACUGGGCCCUAGAGCUGAGGGCACUUAAAAAAGAGACGCAGUUGUGACGUACUUCCGGCGCGCUAGGCAGGCUAGACAUGGCUGCGUCUCAGCAGCAAGCUUCUGCGGCGGCUUCUGCCACUGGCGUGUCGGGUCCGGGUUCGGCUGGUGGGCCCGGUUCCCAGCAGCAGCCGCAACCGCCAGCACAACUGGUGGGGCCUGCCCAGAGUGGACUUUUGCAACAACAGCAACAGGACUUCGAUCCUGUGCAGCGCUACAAAAUGCUCAUCCCUCAACUGAAGGAGAGUCUACAGACUUUGAUGAAGGUUGCAGCCCAGAACUUGGUUCAGAACACUAACAUUGACAACGGACAAAAGAGCAGCGACGGACCCAUACAGCGCUUUGACAAAUGUCUGGAGGAGUUCUAUGCACUUUGUGACCAGCUGGAGCUUUGUCUGCGCCUGGCACACGAGUGCCUGUCACAGAGUUGUGACAGCGCCAAGCACUCUCCGACACUCGUGCCCACAGCCACAAAGCCCGACGCCGUGCAGCCCGACAGCCUACCCUACCCGCAGUACCUGGCGGUCAUCAAAGCCCAGAUUGCCUGUGCCAAGGACAUUCACACAGCCCUGCUGGACUGCGCCAACAAGGUCACGGGCAAAACACCUGCGCCCCCAACAGGCCCUGGGGGCGCUCUGUGAGCUGGCUGGGCGGGGAGUGGGGCGGGAGGUACUGGGGGAAUGAAGAGUAGCCUGGAAGCCA
Molecule: messenger RNA, 786 nt
Organism: Condylura cristata (star-nosed mole)
Lineage: Eukaryota; Metazoa; Chordata; Mammalia; Eulipotyphla; Talpidae
Gene: MED29
Product: mediator complex subunit 29
Exons: 4
Coding region: 123-725 (200 amino acids)
Biological process (GO): regulation of transcription by RNA polymerase II
Cellular component (GO): mediator complex
Molecular function (GO): transcription coregulator activity; transcription factor binding
Source: RefSeq, a predicted model, not a curated record